AUGUUAAAUGACCACUAUAAUAGAGUCUUUUUACUGUUUUACAUAUUCAGUCCUUUAUUCCGAAUUGAUAAACAACAAGACAUGUGUAAUGAUGGUCUUGUUGUAUUAAAAAUAAAAAAAAGAAAAGCUGGUGUUUUUUCACUUUUAAUUCGCCAACAGCCGUCGAUUGCUUGUUUAACAAAGCCUUACAAACGAGACCGUAGGAUGAUUGAGCCUCCUCCUAUCAUUCAAAUAAAGCUUAAAGAGCAAAUUACAAAUGAUAAACCGUAUUUUCUUGAAAGUCCUUAUUUGUUCAUCCAUGUUAGCUUGGUAGCCGAUGAAUCUAACAGCCAGGAAACUAUAGAUUAUAAAAACAUUCUUCAGGGACAAACUUCUUCUUCAAUGUAUCAGCUUAAAGAUAUUGAUAAUAAGUAUGGUGGAUUUUGUAUUUUUAGCAACUUGUUCGUAAAGGAAACUGGUAGUUUUCGUUUAAAAUUCUCGCUGUUUUGGAUUACCAGUACAGAAGCAGUCCAUAUGUGCCACACUACUUCAGAUAUCUUUACGGUCUACUCAGUAAGCACAUACCCUGGGUCACUAGAAUCAACAUUUCUAUCAAGAGCAUUUUCUAGCCAAGGUAUACGAAUCGCGACACGAAAACAAUCCCAUGCACAAAUAAACUCGACGUGCAAAAGAAGAGCUCCAGAAAAAUAUUGUGCAAUCGAGAUUUCAGAUAGAGAUAAUGUUACUAAAGCCACUUGUGCAUCAGGUUUACCGAUACUAAUAACACCAGAGCAUUGUAUGUAUACUUCCCGAGAAGAAAUAGCUGCACACAAAAAACACAAUGGCAAAGUAUGCAGACCAAACACAAUUCCAAGCUGUGAUAUUUCUUGGUCGGAAUACAGUUUUGAUGAUAAACCAAGAGAGGCCAAGAAAGCAAAAAUUCAGAAAGCACUGCCUGUUUCAUCUCUUCCUCCAAUUCGCGAUCUUGAAGCCUUUCAGCAUAAUGUAUCGGAGCCCCCUAUUGCAUAUGGUUCCGAAAUAUGUAACGAAAAGAAAAAAUUCUUUUUGCAUCAAUCAAAACAUCAAGAGACUGAUUUUGAUCGACACAUUACCCCGUCAAUUACACAUGUACCUUAUCGAUCUUACAUAUACAAUACGUCGCGGGAGGAGUCGCGCGCUUAUAAAAGCGCAGAUUGUACCAAACAUCAAAAUAUUCAUUUGCCACCUCUUUGGAGCAUUAUGCGCCACAUCUCUCUCUCACAAAAUAUGUCUGAUUCAGCGUUUGAAGACAGUAGAUAUAUACCUGCUACAAUGCAGACCAAGAAUCAUUUGGCGUAG
Molecule: messenger RNA, 1317 nt
Organism: Phycomyces blakesleeanus NRRL 1555(-)
Lineage: Eukaryota; Fungi; Mucoromycota; Mucoromycetes; Mucorales; Phycomycetaceae
Exons: 9
Coding region: 1-1317 (438 amino acids)
Source: RefSeq, a predicted model, not a curated record